AUGAGGAUCAAAUCCUGGGUUAAGGCAAAAAAGACUGACGACUACGUCUUGACCAAGCUAAAACUGAACGAGUUAUCAGAUAUAGCUCUGAUGGAACACGCAACUUUCAAGAUCUUCGAACAGUUCAAGAUUGCUGGUUGGCUCAAGGAACAAGCUACUACAACGAAGGCCUGA
This is a messenger RNA of Phytophthora nicotianae INRA-310, 174 nucleotides long. RefSeq lists its product as hypothetical. NCBI's taxonomy places the organism in Eukaryota, Oomycota, Peronosporomycetes, Peronosporales, Peronosporaceae. The transcript has a single exon. Bases 1 to 174 code for a protein of 57 amino acids. The record is from RefSeq and is a predicted model, not a curated record.